GUUAAGCAAUGAUUUUCAAAGUGUGUGAAAGAUAUUGAAAUUCGUGAAAAAUAGUGAAAUAAAUUAAAGCAGCAAACAAAUAAAAAAGCAAUGAACGCCAUGGGUAUUUCAACAGAUCCCACACUACUCGAUGUGGAAUUGCCAGCCACGCUUAUUGAAUCGCCAUCAGUGUCGACAUUCCUGCCAGAGGAGGAGGCAUCCACCUGUCCGCUAUUGUCCACCACAAACGGUACAUCGACGCCGGUUACCUUCUCACAUCCGCUAACACCCUGUAUCGACAACGACAGCACAGCCUCGGCUAACUUGUGUAAUGAAGAUGCGGAUGCCAAGGUCGAGACAAGUUCAUCGUCGGGCAGCAGCUCCGGUAUUGGCAUGGAUGCGACUGAUACGGCGGCCACAACGCUGUUCCACAAAUCAAACGCCUACCAGCAUUUGCAGGUCAACAAUGGCGGCGCAGUGCAGGAUUCAAAUGGCCCGAACGGCACACUUUCAAAGGACACACCUUCUUUCGUCUCUUGGAACUGGCCGCUGAUUCGUAAAUGCACAUUCUUCGUAUUCAUGUCCAGUUUAUUGGCUAUGUGCGCCGUAGUGGUGGCCAUGAUUGUCACCCUGCCGAAGACCUGCAACCCAAAAACAGCUUGGUAUCGCGGCAGCGUCUUCUAUGAGAUCUUUCCUGCCAGUUUCCAGGACUCCGACGAUAACGGCAUUGGGGAUUUGCGCGGCAUUGCACAGCGUGCCGACUACUUGGCCUCACUUGGCGUUUCAGCUGUGCGUCUCAACUCGAUAUUUUCCGCAAAUCACUAUCCCGACGACUUUUCGCAUCCAACGUCGCUGCUUGAAGUAGCCAGCGAAAUUGGCACGGCACAAGAUUUACAACUAUUGGCUGGAACACUACGUGAGCAUAACAUUUCGCUGUUGCUUGAUCUGCCGAUUGGCGCUUUUAUUAAAAGAUUGGAUGAGGCCACGACGACGAAAUCUACAAUAGUAGUGGGACUUACAACACAAUCAAAUAAUGAAACCGAAAAUGUAGAAUACACUGCCUCAACAACAACUGUGCCACAAUUACCGAUCUCGUCGGCUGGUAAUGUGGUGAGCGCGGCCAUACUGAAAUGGUUGCAAUUCGGUGUGGAUGGCUUCUAUCUGAAAGGUUUGGAAAGUUUCGUCGAUGACGAUCGUCUGCUGGCCAACUUGAAUGAGUGGAAGCAACUUGUCGGACCCAAUCGCAUACUUAUCGCUAAUGAGGCAUUAAUCCAAGAGCUACAUCCAACGCUGACUUCAUUGGCGCUACAACAUAUCGAUCUAGUCGAUGUGCACUUGGACGUUUCAAACGGCACAAAACAUUUGGUGCAGCAUCUCAAUACACUACUCAACGGUCCACUCGCACCCGUCGAAGUGGGUCCGUGGUUGCAUUGGUCAAUCGGUGGUGUAGACCAACAGCGCUUCACACGCUACGGACAAAGCAAGAAUAUUACUUUGGCUGCUACGGUCAUGCAACUUAUGUUACCGGGUACACCCAAUAUUUUCUAUGGCGAUGAAAUCGCCUUGGAGGCCAUCUCUGAUCCACAGCAUGAGCAUAAUGAAACUAAACAUCUACAUCAUCUCUCCACCAUGGAAUGGUUGAAUAGCACCAAACAGUUUACGAAUCGUGAAAGUUUGCCUUGGUUACCGCAGACGGCGCAAUUUAGUCAUGAGAAUUUCCAAACAGUCAUAAAAAUGAUCGAGUUACGUAAUCGUUCACCAUCGCUGUAUAAGAAUGCGAUUUGCAAGCCAGAGAAGACACUAUCCAAUACAGAGGUACGCAAUAGCAACGAUGAUAUUUUGGUUGUUGAGCGCGUCUAUCCACGUCGCAACUCGUUUGUUUCGGUAUCGAAUUUCGGUCAGAAGCGUGUCUCCAUGGAUAUGACAGCCAUGUAUUUUAGUGGCGUAAAAAUGCUGGACGAAGAACACAAGGAGAAGGUUUACUUCUCCAACUUCGAGAUCGGACCUUGGGAAACAAUUGUUGUUAAAUUAGAUAAAUAAGUGAGAAGAGAUUGGAGGAACUGGAAAGUUGCUAAAUGGCACGUUUAUCGGAAGUUGCGGUUUAAUUACUUACUGUAAAUAACAAUGUACCGUUUGUUUAUAUAUUUUUAUAGAAAUAGUUGCCAAAAACUUGCUCAUAAAGCGGUAAAUAAAUGUGUGAGUUUUAAGAUUUGAGGAAA
Molecule: messenger RNA, 2198 nt
Organism: Zeugodacus cucurbitae (melon fly)
Lineage: Eukaryota; Metazoa; Arthropoda; Insecta; Diptera; Tephritidae
Product: neutral and basic amino acid transport protein rBAT
Exons: 3
Coding region: 91-2019 (642 amino acids)
Biological process (GO): carbohydrate metabolic process
Source: RefSeq, a predicted model, not a curated record